AUGCCCAACUCUCUCGAAUCCUCGCGACCAAUGUUGAACAGCAACGGAACCCGCAACUCGACGCGGCUGUCGACCUACUCGGCAGCCCCGACGCUCACUCCCUCGAUUGCUCCCUCGACCACCUCCUCGAUCGACCCCCGCUCCGCUGACAUCAAGGCCUGGAACGCCGGUCUUGACCGCCUGGAGGACAAGCGCCUGCAGCAGCAGCGCUACGUCGCGUCGCCCGAGAAGAUGGACAGCAUUGGCAAGCUGGCCCUGGGCGCGAAGCUCGACCGCGCCCUGUCCCGGCGCAUGAGCGGCCAAGACGCCGUAUUCACGCACCGCCCCACGGGCAGCCAGAGCACCAUCGACGAGAAGGAGCUCCUUAAGGCCGACGAGUAA
This is a messenger RNA of Aplosporella prunicola CBS 121167, 381 nucleotides long. RefSeq lists its product as uncharacterized. The record is from RefSeq and is a predicted model, not a curated record. The transcript is spliced from 2 exons. The coding region runs from base 1 to 381 and encodes 126 amino acids. NCBI's taxonomy places the organism in Eukaryota, Fungi, Ascomycota, Dothideomycetes, Botryosphaeriales, Aplosporellaceae.